This is a messenger RNA of Mesorhabditis spiculigera, 903 nucleotides long. Lineage: Eukaryota; Metazoa; Nematoda; Chromadorea; Rhabditida; Rhabditidae. The record is from the annotation of a GenBank genome assembly.
AUGUUCACCAAGGAGCCGGCAAACAUUGGUGAGCUGUUCCUCCCCCUCUACGGUGCGUGCAACGACUACGUAGCAUGUGUACCACCAGCCGAAUGUAAUGCUGGGCGUUGUGCAUGCGCGGCCGGAUUCCAGCCCUCCGGACCUAGCUGCGUGCAGGGGCCUUAUUUGAUGGAAAACACAGCUUAUGCACCAGCACCGGUCUCCAUCGCCACUCCAUACUACUACGUAGCCCCAUCAGCCCCAGUGGCCACGGUGGUGGCCGCUCCGGCACCAAUCCAGCGAAUCCACACCCACGAUACGACCUAUGUCCGCGUGCCCGUUCCUUGUUGCUUACCCGCGGCACCCGAAUCCGAAACGACCACCGAAGCUGUGAUGCGCGAUCAGGGACUCACCAUCGCCUAUCCUGGUGAGCAGUGCAAUCCCGCACUUUGCGUUGGGGGAUCUACCUGCGAAAAUGGCACCUGCGUCUGUCGCAAGGGUGAAGAAAUCGUCAACCGUACCUGUGUGGCUGUUGAGGUUCCCCUUGCUGAAGAUACCACGGCUGCUCCCACCACUACCGAAAGCACCACCGUAAUUUCGACGACGGCUGUGCAGGCUAUCUUCAAUGAUGCUCCGGACAGCACCUCGACCACAACCACGACUGCUGCUUCAACGACUGUUGGCAGGACGUUGGGAUGCCAACAACCCAGCUGCAACUGCGAUAACGGCUUCUAUUUCAACGGCGGCUGCCAGAAUUACCAGCAGCAGUCUGAGCAAGUGUUUAGGAUAAAUGUUGUGGUCUCCCCCGGCCAAUCGUGCUUCAACAGCGCCCAAUGCUCGCGCGGUGCCUAUUGUGGUCAGCAGGGAGUGUGCCAAUGUGCUGGAAAUUACUAUCAAAUGGGCCGCCAGUGCGUACGCCGCCGA